Messenger RNA from Leucoraja erinaceus (little skate), 2164 nucleotides. Its product is annotated as growth hormone secretagogue receptor type 1-like. The record is from RefSeq and is a predicted model, not a curated record. Gene Ontology annotation, molecular function: growth hormone secretagogue receptor activity. The transcript has 3 exons. Bases 460 to 1536 code for a protein of 358 amino acids. Lineage: Eukaryota; Metazoa; Chordata; Chondrichthyes; Rajiformes; Rajidae. Gene Ontology annotation, cellular component: plasma membrane. Gene Ontology annotation, biological process: hormone-mediated signaling pathway; G protein-coupled receptor signaling pathway.
AGACUGAAGCAGAGCAUGUACGAGUGGGGGAGAGCUCUGCUCCCACACACAGUAGCAGUGGACACUCACAGUGCAACAGCAAAGGGGAGUGGUCGCAGUGCAGACUGCACUGACUUCCCUGGGCCUGCCCCUCGCACACACUGACACAAGUUGUGGGACAACCUCACAUCAAGAGCCAACUAUGUUUGGGUUGUGAAUGGGAUCACGUUCAUUCUCAGUAAAACCCAUAAACUGGACCAACCACCUCAAAGCCACAGUUAACACCUGGAUGGAAGGCUGGGAAUCUGGAGGCGUGGGAUUUGGGAUUGUCUGCACCGUUUCCCAGUUAGGCAUCCAGCACCGACUUAUCUCGGCAGUGCUGCUGAGAUGGUGAGAUAUCAUUCCUCCCGCCACUGCCUGGAGCCUGACACGACGGGGGCAAUCGGCCACCACCUCACCCUCCUAGCCCCGUGACCGGCCAUGGCCAACCUCCUGGCCGCCCUGAACUGCAGCCAAAACUGCAGCCUCCAGCCCCCGGACCAUCUGGCCUCUGCAUUUGCCCACCCGGUCCAUCUCUUCCCCGUCCCCAUCCUGACCACGGUGACCACCCUCUGCGUCCUGCUGGCGACGGUCGGAAUUGCAGGCAACCUCCUGACCAUGGUGGUGGUGUUGAAGUACAAGGAGAUGCGGACCACCACCAACUUGUACCUGUCCAGCAUGGCCCUCUCGGACCUCUUCAUCUUUGCCUGCAUGCCCCUGGACCUGUACCGCGUGUGGAAGGAGAGGCCCUGGAUAUUCGGGGACUUGCUCUGCAAGCUCUUCCAGUUCGUCAGCGAGAGCUGCACCUACUCCACCAUCCUGAGCAUCACCGCCCUGAGCGUGGAGAGGUACUUUGCCAUCUGCUUCCCCCUCAGGGCCAAGACCGUCAUCACCAAGAGCCGCGUCAAGGUGGUCAUCUGCCUCCUCUGGACCCUGGCGCUGGCCUGCGCCGCCCCCAUCUUCAUCCUGGUCAGCGUGCGCUACCAGAACGGGACCGACCCCCUCCUGACCAGCGAGUGCACGCCCACGGAGUUCGCCCACACCUCCGGCCUGCUCAACGUCAUGCUGUGGGUCUCCACCGCCUACUUCUUCCUGCCUGUCUUCUGCCUCUCCGUCUUCUACAGUCUGAUCGGCAGGAAGCUGUGGAGGCGGGGGAGGGAGGCUAUCACACCCAACUUUAGUCACAGGGAGAAGAGUCACAAGCAGACGGUGAAGAUGCUGGCUGUGGUCAUCUUUGCCUUUGUCCUCUGCUGGCUGCCGUUCCACAUCGGUCGUUACCUCUUCUCCAAGGCCUUCGAGGAAUGGACGGAGCAGAUGUACCUGAUCAGCCAGUACUGCAACCUGGUGUCCUGUGUCCUCUUCUACCUGAGCGCUGCCAUCAACCCCAUCCUCUACAACAUCAUGUCCAAGAAAUACAGGGUGGCUGCCUUCAAGCUUCUCCGCAUCAACCAGGACCCGAGGAGGACUCCGUCCAAGGUCAAGGAGCACAGCUGCACUGAGUCCUCGGUCAGCACUUGACCCUAGAUGUCCACGGGCAAGGGUGGCCGCAAUGCCCGCACACAUCUCCGCAUCUCUGGACGUCAACAGAGGCAGACUUGGUGAGAUGGGCCAAGAGUCUGGUAGUCGCCCAUGUAAGGAUGGACGUGUCUGGUACUAGAUCAUGACCAUAAGACAUAGGAGCAGAAUUAGACCAAUUGGCCCAUCAAGUCUAUUCCGCCAUUCGAUCAUAAGGCAUAGGAGCAGAAUUAGGCCAUUCAGUCCAUUAAGUCUGUUCCACCAUUCAAUUCUGCUUGAACUAUUUUUCCCCUCUCAACCCCAUUUUCCUGCCCUCUCCCCGUAAUCUUGGACACCCGCAUAGGGACAGCUUGAUCUUGCAGCAUUGCAUGGAUAACAGCAAGAACUCAUGAUCUUGACCUGCUCGUUUCAUCUCACCUAUCAAGACCAGUAGUGGCACAGUGUUGCAGCAGUAGAGUUGUUGCCUCACACAGCCAGAGACCAAGUCCCAGCAAAGUCCUCGCAAAUCAUUUCUGCACCCUCUCUAGAUUAAUCUCACCCUUCCUACAGCAUAGAACUGCAUACCUUACACUAAGUGUUGUCGGAACAAUAUUUGGACAACUGUCCAAAUAAAUAAAAAUAAAAAAUAAAA